AGCACUGGUUGGAAGUGAACUAAAAUGUAAAAGACUAAUAACACCAGGAGGGGGCAGUAAGCGGAACCUCUGGACACCAAUCGAAGCAAAACACUGAAGAAGAAGCGGCGGAGUCGUUGGUUUGUUGACGCAUUUAUGCCGCGAGUUUAAUUUUGUAGAUAUCAGACAGUUACCUCAGAGCAAAUAACUUAAAAAUCAGUUUACAGGUUACAUAUCGUGUUUUCAGCAGUAGCUAACCUCCAGUUUGUGACUUUCCUUUUUGCCGACUUUGUUGUGGUUGUCUGGGAAAUCUUCGGUUUGGUUUGUCAACAGUUCUUCCACUUGAAAAUGUCAGUGGAUACAGAGGAAACUCACCAGAGGUUAAAAGCUGCAGUUCAUUAUACAGUGGGUCGUCUCUGCCAGAAGAUCGGUGAAGACCACCGGAGACAGUUCAGCCGACAAGCUAUAGCGGCAAUAGCCGAGACGACAUUCAGACAGUGUGAUAUAUUUGCAAAAGACCUGGAGGCUUUUGCAAGGCAUGCUAAAAGAAGCACCGUGUCUGUAGAUGAUGUGAAACUUGUAGCCCGCCGCAGUACUGCUUUGUCCAUCUACAUACAAAAUAAAAGUGACGAACUGACCCAGGAGCACAUGAGUUUAAAAAAGAAGACUACUGCAAAGAGAAAGAACAUAGAAACUGAGGAGGAAAGCAGAGAAUAAGGACAGGACACAGGCAAGCCUGCGGUAUCUGAUUUGAGCCCAAUCAAUCAAAUAAACAUGAAGACUGACUUACAUGUAUCUGAUAAGCCGAGAGCCAACAAAA
Molecule: messenger RNA, 799 nt
Organism: Oreochromis niloticus (Nile tilapia)
Lineage: Eukaryota; Metazoa; Chordata; Actinopteri; Cichliformes; Cichlidae
Gene: cenps
Product: centromere protein S
Exons: 5
Coding region: 328-696 (122 amino acids)
Biological process (GO): replication fork processing; resolution of meiotic recombination intermediates
Cellular component (GO): FANCM-MHF complex
Molecular function (GO): chromatin binding; protein heterodimerization activity
Source: RefSeq, a predicted model, not a curated record